CCCCGGACGCGGUCCCCGGGCUACGGUUAGGGAAGUGGGCGUGGAGGAGAGAUGGGCGGUGAAGAGGGCCGGCCCUGCAGGGGAGGCGGGCGGAUCCGUGGCGAUGACCAGAAGGGUCAUCGGAAGGGGGUGGCCGUCGGCCGGGCCCCGCCCUGGGGCCGCCUCCCCGCGGGUUCCGUUGGCUGUGGCGGCAGCUGACGCUUGUGGCUGCGCUGGCGGCAGUGGCUUCGGGGUGGGCGUAAGAUGGCGACAGCAGCGGCGGGAGCCCUAAGCUUGCUGUGGGGCUGGCUGUGGAGCGAGCGCUUCUGGCUACCCCAGAACGUGAGCUGGGCUGACUUGGAGGGGCCGGCGGACGGCUACGGGUACCCACGCGGCCAGCAUGUCCUCUCAGUGUUCCCGCUGGCGGCGGGCAUCUUCUUCGUGAGGCUGCUCUUCGAGAGGUUUAUUGCCAAACCCUGUGCACUCCAUAUUGGCAUUGAGGACAGUGGUCCUUACCAGGCCCAACCCAAUGCCAUCCUUGAAAAGGUGUUCAUAUCUAUUACUAAGUAUCCUGACAAGAAAAGGCUGGAGGGCCUGUCAAAGCAGCUGGAUUGGAAUGUCCGAAAAAUCCAAUGCUGGUUUCGCCAUCGGAGGAAUCAGGACAAGCCCCCAACGCUCACUAAAUUCUGUGAAAGCAUGUGGAGAUUCACUUUUUAUUUAUUCAUAUUCUGCUAUGGAAUUAGAUUUCUCUGGUCGUCACCUUGGUUCUGGGACAUCGGACAGUGCUGGUAUAACUAUCCAUUUCAGCCUCUGUCAAGUGGACUUUAUUACUAUUAUAUCAUGGAAUUGGCUUUCUAUUGGUCCCUUAUGUUUUCUCAGUUUACAGACAUUAAAAGAAAGGACUUCCUGAUCAUGUUUGUACAUCACUUGGUCACCAUUGGGCUUAUCUCCUUCUCCUACAUCAACAACAUGGUUCGAGUGGGAAGUCUGGUCAUGUGUCUACAUGAUGUCUCAGACUUCUUGCUGGAGGCAGCCAAGCUGGCCAAUUACGCCAAGUAUCAGCGGCUCUGUGACACCCUUUUUGUAAUCUUCAGUGCUGUUUUUAUGGUUACACGUCUAGGAAUCUAUCCAUUCUGGAUUCUGAACACAACCCUCUUUGAGAGUUGGGAGAUAAUUGGGCCUUACACUUGCUGGUGGCUCCUCAAUGGCCUUCUGGUGAUCCUACAGGUUCUGCAUGUCAUCUGGUCCUACCUGAUUGCACGGAUUGCUUUGAAAGCCUUGAUCAGGGGAAAGGUAUCUAAGGAUGAUCGCAGUGAUGUGGAGAGCAGCUCAGAGGAAGACGAUGUGACCACCGGCACAAAAAGUCCCUGUGACAGUAGCUCCAGCAAUGGUGCCAAUCGGGUGAAUGGUCACAUGGGAAACAGCUACUGGGCUGAAGAGUAAGGUGGUUGCUGUGGGAAUUUAAGCACAUAUGGACUUGUAGGGCCACUGGCAACAUACUCCUUUUGGCCCUUCCUGUAUCUACUCUUCUGUGACUGGGGGACUGCAAGGCACUGAGGAGUACCAAAGAAGCAAAUAUUUUCACUUUAAAAGAAAACUCUGCCAUUUUGUAUUUAAUAGCCUCCAGGUUCUUUCAGUAAUGUUAUUUGCUCUGUGUGUUGGUGUGUGUGUUUGUUCAUGUGCAUUUGUACAUAUGCGUGAGUUUCAUUGCCAGGGUUGGGGCACAAUUCUGGACUGGGACCAUGAGGCCUUCCCUGGUCCCCUUUAGACCCACUUCAGUUCCACAUUUGGUUGCAUCUUGAAUUAUGCUGACUCCAGAUUAUCCCCUCC
Messenger RNA from Saimiri boliviensis boliviensis (Bolivian squirrel monkey), 1809 nucleotides. It is a transcript of the gene CERS5, whose product is annotated as ceramide synthase 5. Gene Ontology annotation, biological process: ceramide biosynthetic process. Lineage: Eukaryota; Metazoa; Chordata; Mammalia; Primates; Cebidae. Gene Ontology annotation, molecular function: sphingosine N-acyltransferase activity; DNA binding. The record is from RefSeq and is a predicted model, not a curated record. Gene Ontology annotation, cellular component: membrane.